Messenger RNA from Miscanthus lutarioriparius, 729 nucleotides. NCBI's taxonomy places the organism in Eukaryota, Viridiplantae, Streptophyta, Magnoliopsida, Poales, Poaceae. The record is from the annotation of a GenBank genome assembly.
AUGGAGCACGCGAGGGCGUCGCUGGAGCAGAUGGCGCCGCCGGACCUGGGGGAGCCAGGCUUCUGGCGAGACGUCCUGGUGGGCAUGCUCAAGCCGGCCGCUGCCACCGCCGUGGUCGCCCUGGCCGUCAUGCUCAGCUUCACGCAGCGCCUGGGGAUCGAGGCCGAGAUGCACUACGCCGUCGCGUGCUCCUUCCUCCAGCUCUCCCUGGUCGGAUUCGUCCUCCACUUCAUCUUUGUCCAGAAGAACGCCACACCAUGGAUCCUCCUCACCUACCUCUUCAUGGCACGUAACGCACCCUCUGUUCACCAUCUAUAUGUGACGGUCGCCAGCUACACGGCGGACCAGCGCGCAACGCAGGUCACCCAUGGAAAGUGCAUCGCCUUCGUGUCCAUCCUCGUCGGCACCGUGAUCACCAUCGCACUGCUCCUCGUGCUCGACGUCUUCCCGUUUACCCCGAGGUACAUCAUCCCCGCGGCCGGCAUGAUGGUCAGCAACGCCAUGACCGUCACUGGAGUCACAAUGAAGAAGCUCCGCGACGACGUCAAGAUCGAUCCAGAAGAGCCUGGUGGAGACAGCACUUGCUCUAGGUGCGACGCCACGCGAUGCGACGCUCCAGCAGAUGAGGAGGUCGUUGGGCAUCGCGUUGUCCCCGGCCAUCGACAACGCCAAGACCCAGGGGUUUAUCAAUCUGCCAGGAGCCAUGACAGGGCUCAUCAUGGCGGGUGA